CAAAUCAGGCGGCUGCUGCUGCUGCUGCCUCACCGUUGCCACCACCUCCUCCUCCGGUGCCUGCCCCACCACCACCCCAAGCACCCCCAAAGCCUCUCAUGACAGCUCUCCCCCCACAGCCUAGCAGGAAGGCAGGAUCACCGGGGGUCUCACACAUCACCUCCCCUGUGCCAGUUCCCUUGCCUCUUGCAAUUAAGAAACAGCCAAGUGUCACAUCUCCCCAGGUGCCUCCACUGCCCCCGGCCCCUCCAGGCCCCACUCCUCCCCCAACUUUUCCAAAGCAACAGAGUUUUUCUAUGAAGCCUCCCCCAUCACCUCAAUCCCCAGUGCCGUCAGUAGUGAAGCAGAUAGUCAGCCAGUUCCCACCUCCUCCCACCCCACCUGCCACUGAGCCCCAGCCUCUGAAACCUCUUCCAUUGAGUGUGGCUCCUCAGUCACCUCCAGCAGUGAAGGCAAAACCCAAAUGGCAGCCUGCCUCUGCUCCCUCACCGGAUUUCCCACCUCCUCCACCAGAGAGCAGCUUAGUGUUUCCUCCUCCGCCUCCUUCCCCAGCUACCUCUGCAGGUUCUCCCCCCCCUGACAAAUCAGGGUCUCCAGUCAAAAAGACCAGCAAGACAUCAAGCCCUGGAGCAAAGAAACCGCCUCCAACACCUCAGCGGAACUCCAGCAUCAAGUCCACCAGCUCCACUGAGUACAAUGAGUCCAAGAGACCUUCAGUGGACCGCCUUGUCAGCAAAUUUGCACACCCGCCAGAGCCAUCAGGGUCUCCAUCAAAGGAGUCAUCACCUCCUGUGGCCCCUCCAAAGCCUGGAAAGCUCAAUCUCUCUGGUGUGAGCUUGCCCAUCGUCCUUCCGCAGGGAGGGAUCCCGGCCAAGGCUCCUGCUCCAGGUGUAUCUGGGAAGGAACCCAUGGUUGAAUUUCCUUCUCCACCAUCGGAUUCAGACUUUCCACCACCACCACCUGAAAUAGAUCUUCCUCUCCCCCCUGUUGAGAUACCAUCUGUGUUUUCAGGCAGCACUUCUCCAAAAGUUGCUGUGGUCAACCCUCAGCCUCAGGCAUGGUCGAAACCAUCAGUUAAAAAAGCUCCACCACCCACACGUCCUAAGCGGAAUGACAGCACUCGGCUGACACAGGCAGACGUUGCAGAGUCACCGGCAACACCUGGCCCCCAAGUGCCCACUUCACCCAAGUCUAGCCUUAGUGUUCAGCCAGGAUUCCUGGCAGACCUCAACCGGACGCUGCAGCGGAAAUCCAUCACCCGGCACGGCUCCCUCUCCUCUGCACGGAUGUCCAGAGCAGAGCCCACUGCCACCAUGGACGACAUGGCCUUGCCGCCGCCCCCACCGGAGCUUCUGGCCGACCAGCAGAAGACGAGCAGCUUCGGGGGCAGCCAUAUAUCUGGCUAUGCAACAUUGCGGAGGGGGCCACCCCCUGCGCCUCCCAAAAGGGAUCAGAACACUAAGUUGUCACGGGACUGGUAGUCGGUCACCUGGGGCUGGUGCUCUCCAUGACUUGUGGGCUGCUCUGUGAUCAGCCAACCUGAGAUGUUGCGCACUUGGAGAGAAUGUGGGGACGUGGAUAAUAGCCCUGUCAAAAGAGGUGAUCUCAAACUGUAGUCAAGGCUAAAGACAGAGACAUUCCCCCUUCAUGGCUAGGCCAAAACAGUUGGGGGCUGAGGGUUGUCAGUAUUUUAUUGGGGGAGGUGGGUAGAGAGGUGUUGACUUAACAUUUUCAAUUUCUUUUACCCUUCAUAUGGAUUGGACCAAAAUUCCUUUUUCUUACUUUUUCUGCAUUGGGGGGAAGAUAAUUUUUUGUAGUAUCUGUCCAUGUGAGACAUUGUUUGUGCAUGUAUUAUAAGUGUAGGUAUAUAAAAUAUUGUGAUAUAUUUCAUUGCAAUUAUAGAAGAUAACCAGAAUGUUUUUGUAGAUCCGUAUUUAUUGUUUCAGUUGCUAUAUUAUUGGGAAUCGGACUCUGUAACCAGUCCAAUCUGAUUGUAAAGAUGAAAUGUCGGGGGCACUUUAAAGAAAGAAGGAGAAAGGAAGAAAAAAAAAAAUAGCAGGGAAAAAGAAAAAAACAAUUUGGCAGUUUGUGAUGGGUAAAUGGUGCAGAGUUGAGAUGUUCUGCUAGUAACUGCACACUGGUCAUUGACUGAAAAAUACAAACACAACAUACCAAAACAUUCUGGUCAUAAUACUACUGAAAACGAGUAUGUUAUGAGGAAGAAAAUAGAUUUUAUAUAUAGUGGGCUGGAGUGAAAUAUAUUUAUACUAUAAAGAACCUCCCCCUUCCUUCCAAAUAGUUUAAAAAUAUACACUGCUACAAAUUAAUUCAAAGUUAUUUGUCCAUGAAUAACUAGGAUAAGUAUAUAUUAUUCCAAUCCAUUAUGCAUCUUAACUUUAUAGUAAGCUUGAUCAUUUGUUUUUAUGACACAAGGUGACUAUUUCUGUUAACCCCUUCUGAAAGCUGCCAGGAUUCCUGCAACCAGUGCUGACCCACAAGGCUGAUCCCUGUGGACGCACCACUUGUACGUGUAACUCUUUCCCUGAACAAACAGGUAGGUUUUGGCAGAGUGUUACGUUCUCAAAUGAACAUACAUAGCACAGUUUCACGCUGUCUGUGCCCAGUAAGAUGUGUUGCCUUUACAGAAACAAGUGUCUGGAACCAGUUAAAAGCAGUUUGUAAUUCCUUAGUAGCUGUUGGGAAACAUUGCUCUCUAAAAAGAGAGAAAGUAUUGGUAACUUGAGGCAAACACAGCUGCAAUUCUCUUUUCUUUGACCUGUCAGAAAAUAUGACCAACACACAAAGCUGUUAAUUAUGAAGUUGCACUUCUAACAGUCAAGAGAGGACUGGAAAAAAAAAUCUUUGAGAGGCAAUAAUGUUUGCAGACAGUUUUAAGGGGCUGCAUGAGUAGGAAAUAUUUGCUUUGUUUUUUUGUUUGUUUGUUUAUUUGCCACAGAGUCACAAUCAUGGCAUCAGGUACCACAGUCCUUUUUUUGUACUUCAGAAGUUUCAUGAUGCUGCUUUAGCCAUGGCGUGGACACAGUAAGUUAGUGUAGUUAGCGUAAGUGCUCUUGUGUGUUAUGCAUGCUCCGUACAGGGUAGUGAUAUACAAUCUAUGUAAGUUAAGCAGAAUAUUGGGCCUGUACCUAGGUCAUCCUUGGUUGUUAUAACUUCCUUGGUCAUGACAGGGAUGCUGUCAAGGCUCAGAUGUCAACAGGAUUUUAUUAUUGUUUUCCUUUUCUCUAAAAGCAAGUAUUAUUACAUGCUUACUUUCCCCCAAAAAGUGAAACAAAGGCAGUAGUUUAACCUGACAGUAUCUUAAAGCGUGUAAAAUAAGAUACAAGCUAAGCUCUUGGUAGAGAAAUUCAGGCUGAUAGAAAUAUUGUGAGAGGGUUUGCUGUUCCUUUUUUAUAGUUUUUUUAAAAUCUAAAUAAUAAAAUAAAUGUCUUUGUGAAUAAUUUAUCAAUAGGAAAAAGUUUGCCAAUUAGAAGGAAAAAUGACACAUCUAUAACUAUAUAAUUUUAAAUAAGUGCAUCAUGAAAAGAGAAAAAUCAAUGGUGCUGUCUCUGCUUUCCUGUUUCAUACCCCUUCUUGAAAUCUCUUUCAGCACCUCUGGAAAUUAUUUUAGUAUUUCAGACUAGUUUUUUUGAGCAAUAAGGAUAUACCAUUGUGUGCAUUUUUAAAGCACUUCUGUGGAAAGGCACUUUUUUUCUAUCUUUCAGAUUGUUCAUAAAUUUUUGUUUCUACUAUUUUUGUGCUUAUGAAGUGUCCUUAAAAGCAUUUAUGUUGUUGAUUUUGAGCAUGCUCAGUAUAGCUGGCUAAUAAGUUGAUAGAAAAAUUGUUAAGCUAUACUGGAAUUCAUGGGUGCUGUAAUUUUCUACGCUGGUCCUCCUGCUGCUUUGUACUGUAUACAGCUCCUGGGGCUCGUACCCACCAGUGGUGCAACUUGUGUGCAGACACAGUCGUAACCCCCCAGCUGAUACUGGCAAUAGGCAGGUGGCACAUUCUCUGCUUCCUAGUAGGGUGCAUAUGUGAGUUGAUGCAGUGCAUGCUCCUCAACGAGAGCAAUCAGGGAAUUCUGCUUAUCUCCUCUUUUGCUUUCCCUGCAAAACAGUUCCAUUGGUGGGUGACAGUUCCAUUUUUUCUCUUCUGUUCAUUCAGUGCAGGUUUUUCUGAGGUGUUUGAGCUUUGUUCUUUUAAUGUUCCUGUGCCCGAGUUCAUUUACCCACUAUCUCCCACGAGACAGUAAAUCCAUGCUUAAUUUUGCAGGCUACUAAAAAGCUUGCUGGGAGACAGAAAUUGAACAACAACUUUACAGCACAAAGAAUGAGCAUCAGCAAAGGUGGCACCCUUCUUAGUACAACAUCCUUAAUUAUAGCUUCCUCGUGCAACGAAAGACUACUUGCUCUAACUUGGUGCACAGCCUCAAAGCCAAAGAGCUCCUCUCCUGAACUUACAGUGCAAUUUCCUGCAGAGCACCAGGGAACAACUUACACAUCAGGGAGACAUCAAGGUACCUGAAUCACUUUGUCUUCAGGACUAAUGGGAGAGAGAGCAAUAUUUUAACAAGUGCAUUUUAAGAUUUACUGUUGUAGAGUUGCACAUGUGGAGUUUUGUUGUUGUUGUUUUCCUAAUUUCUUUGUUCUGUGCUCUUAGGCAACCAGGUAGCACAAAUCAGAGUGGCCAGUCUUGCUCUGGGUUAAAAUUAUUUCUUUACACAGUUAAAGGAACCAAAAGUGCUGUUUCAACUGCAGAAGGGCAAAAAAGAUUUUUUUCUGCUUAUUACAGAAAACUGCAUAGACUUAAAUUGUUGUACUUCAGUGGUGCCAUUACUGGUAAAAUUCUCUUAUUCAUAGUAAGAUAAAUGGGUUUUACUUCGAGCAUUACUUCCAGUAGCAAGUCAUAUUAAAAUCAGUUGCAUCUCCUAGAUUAACUGGGACACUGUAUGGCUUUAACUAUAUCUUGAGAACAUUUGCUGUGGUAGAAAAUAAGAUUUACCAUCUGAAAAUAUUGUUAACAUAGAGCCAAAUUCUUAGAGCUGUAGUGGUAUUUUUAUUCAAUUUGUUACCUGCAGAAUUUUCAACACUUGAUGUUCUUCCUGGUUUUUAGUAUUUACUUUGAGUUAGCAGCAGUAGUUUAUACAGGUAUUUUCUGUUUGGCAUAAAUAUGCUGAUAAGAUGGAAGUCACGCACAUGUACUUUCUUGGAGUUUUCUCUCAGUCCAAACACAAGCAAUGUAAACUCCUGCCAGAAGGUAGUAAAGAUAGUGAAGAUGCGAUCAGAACAUACGAGUAUUUUUGUUUUCUUGAUGGUGGUUUUUCCUUUUUUUUUCCCCUCAUUGUGAAGAUGUAGAAUUAUAUUCUUCUUCAAACAGUGCUCCUAACCUGGGGACAAGGGGUUUUAUUUCUUUGGUGGCAGGAGCUUCCUUAUUUGUGGCUCCUGGUGCUCAGUUUUGUGAUCCUUUUUUCACUUGGAGUAGACUGCAAUCCAGAGAGCAUUUAACACUACAGCUUUCCCUUACACAUUUCUAUAAAAUGGUGGUUUCUAAACUAUUUAUUUUAGAAAUGUAAAGUACAUUUUUUCUAAAAUAAUUUUCCUUUCUGAAUUCCUUUUCUCCUUCAGUUAAAAAAAAAAAGUGACAAAUCCAGCAUUACAGUUCAGGGGUCAGCACUCACUAAUACUGCGAUCCAAUGGGACACAGGCUUUGUCUAGUUUUGCAAAGUUUUAAACCACUAAAUUGCAAAUGAUUGGCCAUCAUAUGUAAAAUUAGAGUAACUGCCACUAAUGUGAGAAAAAUAAGUAGGACAAGGAUUCAGUGAGCUCCGUUCAUGAGAAUUGUACAUCCUCAAUGAGGAGAGCUAGAGAAGAACUGGGAGGAACAGGAGCUGGUGCUGUAUCUAUGCCCAGUCCCCUACAGCAGGAAUUUAGUGAGGGGAAUGAGUGAGAAGAAACUUGAAUAACAGAUUCUGGAAACCCUCUUAAGUGUUAACACUUAAAGGCAACCUCUCUGUUAUGACACUUCGGAAUUGAACCAACUGUUCCUUAGAGUGGAAAAUAGUUCUCUCUCACUCAGGAAUUCCUAAGAUGCCAAAGAUGCAUUCAGAGCUAAAUUUCAGGUACACAGAUGUGCUUGCAGCAGCUGCUCCUGAAGCUAAGCUGCCAGGGGCUGCAGCUGCUGUGUGGCAAGAGAGCAGGGGUGCUGCUGUCAGCUGCCCUGCAGCCCUUGCCUUGACUCACUGUUGUAGGUAACUGAGUACAGACGUGCAAGGGGCGUGGGCAAAGGCCAGUUUAGCUAGAGAACCUGUGCUCAAAGACUCCCUUGUUGCUAAUUUGGUGCAGCACUUUUACUUAUCGUUUAAAAAGGAAAAUCAAUACUUUCACAAGUUACAAUUGAAAUCUUGGGUUUCAUCCUAGUGGACUGCCAUGGGCCAGAAAUUAACUGGAGCAGCAGUUUGUUUUAUGGUUUACACUAACUACUGUUAGCAGCCACUAGUGAGAUCCUGUACGAUACUGGGGAUGCAAAUGUACAAAGAAAGUGUCACUGCAAUGAUGAUUUGUCUGUACAGCAAACUUGUGAUGAGUGCUGUAAAUACAUUCAUGUUUACUGCUUUAAAAAAGAAAAUUGCACAUUCUGUCUUUCAAUGGGAUUGCCUCCCCUCUUCUUUCCUUUCCAAAAAAGAAAAAUCAAAGCUCUUUUAGACUGCUAGCUUCAGGAUGGGGGGAGCUUUGUCAUAUUAUAAAUAUAUAUAAAUAUAUGUAUAAAUAUACUUUUUUAAGCAUGAGAGAGGACAAAAGAAAUACAUUAUAGAGUACCCAAUAUAGAUAAUUAUACAAUGGAAUAUGCACAAUUCAAUAAAGAUGUAGUUAAAUUUAA
Meleagris gallopavo (turkey) is the source of this 6873-nucleotide messenger RNA. NCBI's taxonomy places the organism in Eukaryota, Metazoa, Chordata, Aves, Galliformes, Phasianidae. The record is from RefSeq and is a predicted model, not a curated record.